Molecule: messenger RNA, 6511 nt
Organism: Neopelma chrysocephalum (saffron-crested tyrant-manakin)
Lineage: Eukaryota; Metazoa; Chordata; Aves; Passeriformes; Pipridae
Gene: PHTF2
Product: putative homeodomain transcription factor 2
Exons: 23
Coding region: 24-4157 (1377 amino acids)
Cellular component (GO): nucleus; endoplasmic reticulum
Source: RefSeq, a predicted model, not a curated record
GUAAAUAGACGCCGGAGCCCAAGAUGGCGGAGCCGCCUAGCCCCGGUCGUGGCGCGGCGCCCCCCGAGCAGGAGCCGCUCGGCGCCAGGGCGGCCCCGGACGCGAAGGGUUCCCGCGGGUCCCAGCCGGCCGCCAAGAAGGUGAAGGGAGCCGAGGAGCGGAGCCUGAAGGGCGCGAAGCGCGUCAACGGCGAAGGGGGCGGCGGUGGCGGCGGGAGCGCCAAGCAGCCGCUGCCCGCGGUCGUACCGAGCUACGGCGGCCCCGCGCCCUGGGGCUUCGCCGCGCUGCCCUCGGGUCCCUCGGCGGGCGCGGGGGGCUUCGCCUUCCCUGCCCCGCUGCCCCGGAAGCUGCUGCCGCCCGCGGUGCUGCUGCCGCCGUCCACCUCCCCCUCCUCGUCCCACCCGCAGCACCAGCACCGCCACCACCGGCACCGCCUGGCGCUGGCGGCAGAGCCGGGGGGCGGCGGGAGCGGCGGCAGCGCCAAGCCCAAGAGGCCCAAGGAAAAGCGGGACAAGGAGAGGAGGAAGCACGGGGCGCUGCCCGUGGUGGCGGCAGCGACGGGAGAUGGCGGCGGGGGCCUGAGCCGGGAGGAGAACGGGGAGGUGAAGCUGCUGUUCCCGAAAGCUCAAAUCAAAGACAAAGUUAAAGAAAGGGAAAAGAAGCAAAAAGAGAAGAAGAAGCAUAAAAUAAUGAAUGAAAUCAAGAAAGAAAAUGGAGAGAUCAAAUUAUUGCAGAAAGGUGGGAAGGAGAAACCAAAAACCAAUGCAGAAGAGCUACAGAUUAAAAAAGUUAAGAAGAAAAAGAAAAAGAAACAUAAAGAGAAUGAGAAGAGGAAGCGUCCAAAAAUGUACAGCAAAUCCAUUCAGACCAUCUGCUCAGGAUUGGUUUCUGAUAUUGAGGAUCAGGAAACCAAAGGCAUCAUAGAUGAUCAUCUUAAGGAUUUCAGUGGGAAAAAUAUGGAUCCCAAGAAGGACUGUGAGUCCAAGAUACCAGAGAACAGUGAGUUUCCAUUUGUCUCGUUAAAGGAGCCACGGGUUCAAAAUAAACUCAAAAGGUUGGACACAUUGGAGUUCAAACAGCUGAUUCAUAUUGAGCACCAGCCUAACGGAGGUGCAUCAGUUAUCCAUGCCUACAGUAAUGAACUCUCCCACUUGUCUCCUGUGGAGAUGGAGAGAUUUGCAGAAGAGUUUGUGGGUCUGGUUUUUAGUGAAAAUGAAAACUGUGCAGCUUACUAUGUAAUGGGUAUUGUUCAUGGGGCAGCUACUUAUUUACCUGACUUUUUAGACUACUUUUCGUUUAAUUUUCCCAAUUCACCAGUGAAAAUGGAGAUUUUGGGAAAGAAAGAUAUAGAGACAACGACUAUGUCAAAUUUUCAUGCUCAGGUAAAAAGAACAUACUCUCAUGGUACGUAUAGAGCUGGCCCAAUGAGACAGAUCAGCCUGGUUGGAGCAGUUGAUGAGGAAGUGGGGGAUUACUUCCCUGAAUUCCUUGAUAUGUUGGAAGAAUCACCCUUCUUAAAAUGUACACUGCCAUGGGGAACACUUUCUAGUUUAAAAUUAGAGAGUCGUAAAGACAGUGAUGAUGGUCCCAUUAUGUGGGUACGUCCAGGAGAACAAAUGAUCCCUGUGGCUGACAUGCCAAAGUCACCUUUCAAAAGGAAGAGAACUACCAAUGAAAUAAAAAACUUGCAGUACCUACCUCGAACCAGUGAACCCCGUGAAAUGCUAUUUGAAGACCGGACACGAGCCCAUGCAGAUCACAUAGGACAAGGCUUUGAACGACAGACUACAGCUGCUGUGGGAGUGUUGAAGGCUGUGCACUGUGGGGAGUGGUCUGAGCAGCCUCGUAUAACCAAAGAUGUAAUUUGUUUUCAUGCUGAGGACUUCUUGGAGGUAGUUCAGCGAAUGCAGUUAGAUUUGCAUGAGCCUCCACUCUCACAGAUUGGAGCAUAUGAUCAACAAAUAUGGGAAAAGUCAGUAGAGCAAAGAGAAAUAAAGGGUUUGAGAAACAAACCAAAGAAAACAGGGCAUGUGAAACCAGACCUCAUAGAUGUUGAUCUUGUAAGAGGAUCUGCUUUUGCUAAAGCAAAACCUGAAAGUCCUUGGACAUCUUUGACCCGCAAAGGAAUCGUGAGGGUUGUUUUCUUUCCGUUCUUCUACAGGUGGUGGCUACAAGUGACAUCACGGGUCAUUUUUUUCUGGCUGCUUGUUCUUUACCUUCUCCAAGUUGCUGCUGUAGUGCUAUUCUAUACAGCCCAAAGCCCACAUAAUAUACCUCUGACUGAAGUCAUUGGGCCGAUAUGGCUAAUGUUGCUACUUGGGACUGUGCACUGUCAGAUUGUUUCAACACGAACUCCUAAGCCACCUCCUAGCACAGGGGGUAAAAGAAGAAGGAAAUUAAGGAAAGCAGCACAUUUGGAAGUACAUAGGGAAGGAGAUGGCUCUAGUACCACAGAUAACACACAGGAGGGAACAGUGCAGAGCUACGGUACAAGCACCUCUUGCAGUAUUGGCGCUGUCUUCAGAGAUAUCUGGCAUGCUGCUUUCUUUUUAUCAGGGUCUAAGAAAGCAAAAAACUCAAUAGAUAAAUCCACGGAGACUGACAAUGGCUACGUUUCCCUUGAUGGGAAAAAGACAGGUAAAGGCAGUGAAGAAUGUGUGCAGGCCCACGAGCGUCGCUGUGAAGUGAUCAGGCCAGAAGAGACAGGGUGGGGCACUUCGACAGCAAGAGAGGUCUUCAGCAAUCACAGUCAUCACAAAGAUACUCACAGGAUUGUGACAAAUUUAUCAGAUGAAGUUUCCAGCGAGGAAGGGCCUGAAACUGGAUAUUCUUUACGUCGCAAUGUAGAACGCACUUCUAGUGAUUGUACCCUUAGAAACAGGAAAUCUCACCAUUACAAGAAACAUUAUCCUCUGGAGGAUACACCUAAAUCUGGUACAAGCUGCAGUUCUCGGUGUUCGAGCUCCAGGCAGGAUUCUGAGAGUGCAAGGCCGGAGUCGGAAACCGAAGAUGUGCUGUGGGAGGACCUGUUGCACUGUGCAGAGUGUCACUCGUCCUGUACCAGUGAGACAGAUGUGGAAAGCCCUCAAGUGAAUCCAUGUGUGAAGAAAGAAUACAGAGAUGACCCCUUUCAUCAGAGUCAUUUACCUUGGAUCCACACUUUGAAUCCAGGACUAGAAAAAAUAAGUGCAAUUGUAUGGGAGGGUAAUGACUGCAAGAAAGCAGAUAUGUCUGUGCUUGAAAUCAGUGGUAUGAUAAUGAAUAGGGUGAACAGCUAUAUACCAGGAAUUGGUUAUCAGAUUUUUGGAAAUGUCAUAUCUUUAAUCUUGGGAUUAAUGCCCUUUGUCUUUCGACUUUCCCAAGCUAAAGACUUAGAACAACUAGCUACACAUUCUGCCACUGAACUUUGCAUGACUGCAUUUGGAUCAGAUGGAGACAUUCUGGUUCUCUCAAUGGUUAUUAUAAGUUUCGUGGUCCGUGUGUCUCUAGUGUGGAUUUUCUUUUUCUUGCUAUGUGUAGCAGAGAGGACGUAUAAACAGAGGCUACUCUUUGCCAAACUUUUUGGUCAUCUAACAUCUGCCAGAAGGGCAAGAAAAUCGGAGGUUCCUCACUUCCGCUUGAAGAAAGUACAGAAUAUAAAAAUGUGGCUUUCUCUCAGGUCCUAUCUAAAGCGUCGAGGUCCUCAGCGCUCUGUGGAUGUAAUAGUUUCAUCUGCCUUCCUACUGACUAUCUCAGUUGUGUUUAUCUGUUGUGCACAGCUGCUUCACAUGCAUGAGAUCUUUCUUGAUUGUCACUACAACUGGGAACUCGUAAUUUGGUGCAUUUCACUAACUCUUUUUCUCUUAAGAUUUGUUACUCUUGGAUCUGAAACUAGUAAAAAGUACAGCAAUACCUCAAUAUUACUUACAGAGCAGAUAAACUUGUACUUGAAAAUGGAGAAAAAGCCUAAUAAGAAGGAGGAACUGACACUAGUGAACAAUGUUUUAAAACUUGCUACUAAGUUAUUGAAGGAACUGGACAGUCCCUUUAGGUUAUAUGGGCUUACAAUGAAUCCACUGCUUUACAACAUCACCCAAGUUGUCAUCCUGUCAGCUGUUUCUGGUGUCAUCAGUGACUUGCUUGGAUUUAAUCUAAAGCUCUGGAAGAUCAAAUCUUGACGGUAUAGAAAGAAGAUGAAAUAACAGUGUUAUAGAAAAGCUCAUUGAUGGACAAAACUGCCUCAAAGCAGCCACUGAAUCUGUAUUUCAGAUGCUACAACCUCUACAAGGAUGUCAUUUGGAAAACUGAAGUGUUUACAUCUGUCUUGUGCAAUCUUUAUAUUUAUUUCAUCUUCUCCCUGGUUUAUGUUCAUUUUAGUUGACAUAUUUUAUUUUCAAACUUACUUGUUUAGUUUUGGAAAAGGUCAGAUUUGCAAAGGGUCAAAAACCGUGUGUCUGAGAACUUGAAAUCCUGAAAAUAGAUUACACUAAAUUACUCUGUUAUUACAGCUGAAACCAAUGCUGGACAUUUUUAAUUACAGUAACACUAUAUGGAAAUCAUUUGAUAGUAUGGUAAAAUUGCUUAGAAUAUUUAAUUUGUAUCAGUCAUUUAUGAGGACAACAUAACAUCAAUAAAUGUUUGGUUGCAAUAGAAAAAAUGAGACAUAUACAAAACAUGAAGUACUGACAAUACAGUAUGAUAGGUAGCAGAAAUAUUUUAUAUUACUAUUAGAAACAAGUGGGAAUUUCUAAUAUUUUGAGUAAUUCCAGGAUCUAAACUCAUUUAGGCUGCAGUUUAAAUAUCCUGGGAUAUUAAUAAGAUAUUAUUUAACAAGUCAACAAGUGUUCUUUGAAAACACUUUUAUUAGAGCAAUAAUUGUAAAUGGUUACCAUGCUGUAUGAUAUUUUGAUAAAAAUUAAAUAUUGUAUUUAUUUGAAAUACUGGGCUGUUCUGUGCAGCUCUGACUGUGCAUGUGCACUUUUUAUUGUUACUUUUAAUGAGAAACUUUAUACAUAUAAAUGUAUAUUAAUUGGAAUAUAUUAUGGUGAACUAUGGAGCAGUAUGUAUUAUAUGUUGAAGUUGAGUAUUUAAACAAGAAUUAUUUACUGGUGAAAGGAAUGCUAUGAAUGACUUAGCAAAAGAUAGAUAGAUGCUCUCCUCUUGUACACUAUAGUAUAUGCCAUUCUUACCACAUUGAAGUUUAAGAACAGCUAAACACAGAGAAGAAGUUUCUCUGGUGAGCAGCAGAGCUCAUGAAGCCUGGUAUUGGGCAAAUAUGUGUCUUCAAAUAACCUCCCAUUCCUCCCCAGCAGGUGUCAUUCCCUAGUGCUUUCCACUGGGGUUUCACAGCCGUGGGUGUCACACCUCUCCCUCUGCCUUCUGUUCCUGCCUCCCACAUGGACAGUCAUAUAGACUCCUGAUUCUUCAGUGUGACAAAAAUAUGUGUUCAUCCCUGUAGAGUUAAGUUACUUGGAACAAACUUUCAUUCUAUAAAUUAACUUCGAACAAAUUUUCCUUCUACAAAUUCUUUUGGGAGGAUUAAUAUCACCAGGUGCGAGUAUUCUUACAUUUUAUGUUUUUAAAAUAGCGGCUUCAUAUUGAAAAAUUAUAAGUAAUUUUGUGACAAGAAUCUGAACGUUGCACUAUGUUUGCUAAUUUUCAGAAUCUUGAAAGAUUUGAAGUAAACUUAUGUGGUAUAAAAAUAUUUUUAUAUAUAAAGCAACACAAACAAGCAUUUUGUAUUUUAUUUGCCUCUGUACUAAUGUUUAAUAAUGACCAAAGUGCAUUCUGGAUUUUGGAAGAAUGUAUUACUGGAGCUUUAAGAACAUACUAUAUUUAGUUUCUCAUGUGAAAACUUCAGCUGUAUCUGAUCUGUUUCUCCUUUCUCUGUUGUUUGAUGUUGGGAUUGUUUUUAAAAAUUAAGUACAUUUUAUACACAGUUUUUUCCAAAUUAUGGUACAGACCUACACAGAACUUAAUUUUGCACAAAAUAUAUUUAAAAAAAAAAAAAAAGACAGCAGGAGUUCUAUGGGUGAUCAAAGCUAAGGCUGUUGCUUUUUACAGCCUGUCAUUAUUACAAAACCAUUCUUUACUCUAGAGUGGAAUUAUUUUUAGAAAUGUGAAAUAGUGAAUAUAUGGCUUUCAUUACUUUUAAAAAAAAGGAGGGAGAGAAAACACUGCGGUUUUGGUCGAAGAUGAAAUUAGUUUAACCAUGUAUACCUCAGCAACUAGCACUGUGCUGGAUUGUUGCACUAACAAAUGGUGGCUUGGGGAAAGUAAAAGAUUUUUGAAAUGAAAUUAAAAAUAAUAAAAACCUUUAUUUGCUACCCUUAGGUAUAUUCAUUAUGUUAAAAAAUGAGAGAGAUUUAUUCUCCAUCCCUCAAUGUGGAAAGUCCAGUAUAAGAAUAGAGGCAAGUAGAAAUAUGGCAGAUCUUGCGUGUUAACUGUUAUUUUUUGCCACGUGUUUUGUAACUGAAAGUGUGAUCAGGCUUGGAAUAAAGCUUUCUAUGGCUGAUGGUAAAAAAGAAAAGAA